GCCGAAGCUAUCCAUACCGCCGUCUUACGGAGCUUGCUGGAGAGAGCACUACGCUGUGAAUCUCGUUGUAGGCAAUGGUUUCCUAUUAUGAUAUAUCCAAUCCUUUUUAAACAAUAGUUCUUAUUUUCGGGACAAGUUGUGAAUAAUUACAUAGGUUUUAGAAGUCACCAAUGGUCCAGCAUGAGUGCGCCUAUCGGAUCCCUGCAGCUGUUUGCGUUGUCCAUUUCCCCCCAAAUCAAUAUAUGUUGGCUGAUCUGCAUGAAAAAUUCUACCACGGUCGCUCUUCGUUCGUGUUCUAUUGCAUUCCCCUAAAUAAUCGUCAUGUCCGAGUCCUAUGACAUUGUCGUCGUAGGCGCUGGGUGGUAUGGCCUCGCCGCUGCGAGAGCUUGCGCGCAUCUCAUCUCCAACUGUAAAAUCGCCAUUUUGGAGCGUGGAGAAUCAUGCGGCGGAACGUGGUCCAAAAAUCGACUCUAUCCUGGCCUUCGAUCGAAUAAUAUGUUUAACACUUUCGAAUACCCAGACUUUCCCAUGUUGGGAGCAAAAUACAAUGUUGGCAGCGAUGAGCACAUUCCUGGGCCGGCCAUUCACGACUACUUGACUGAUUUUGCCAAGCAUUUUGAUUUGCUUGGCAAGAUCCAAUUUAACGUAAACGUUGACUCGGCGGAAAAUCUUGGUGAUAACGGGUGGGAGCUUGCAGUGACUGGACUAGAAGGCGCCAAAAGAGUGGUUACAGCGCGGAAGCUCAUUGUCGCAACGGGUCUAACGUCGGUUCCUAAUAUGCCACACUAUAAAAACGCAGAGUCUUUUGAAGCUCCUAUUUUCCACGUCAAGGAUUUUGGAAAGCGGUCCAGAAACGGUGAUCUUGAGGGAAACAAGAACACCGUUGUGGUAGGGGGUGCCAAGUCAGCCUUUGACAUUGCCUACUCCAUGGUCGAAGCAGGCUCAACCGUUGAUAUCGUCAUUCGCGACAGUGGAAAUGGUCCUGCCUGGAUGGCUCCAUCGUUUGUGACGCCUCUCAAGAAACGGCUUGACUUUCUUCUGUCCACUCGGUUGCUGACGUGGUUCAGUCCAUGCCCAUGGGGUCCAGAGGAUGGAUAUUCUCGCAUACGACGAUUUCUCCACGGCACCGCAGUGGGAAGAUUCAUCGUCGACUCAUUUUGGAAGAUUCUGGAAGGCGACGUUACGACGAGCAACGGGUAUGACGACCAACCUGAGACACGGAUGCUGAAGCCUUGGAACGCGGCCUUUUGGUUCGGCGGCGGUUUGGGCAUUUUGAACCACGGCAAGAAUUGGUUUGAUCUUGUAAAGAGUGGCAAGAUUCGGGUACAUAUUGGGCAAGUUGAUCACCUAGAAAAAAGAGCAGUCUUGCUAGCGGACGGUACGACGCUUAGCGCCGAUGCCAUCAUCUGCGCCACGGGUUGGAAAAAGGUACCGUCUAUCCAGCUUCUUGGUGGCACUACCAAGACUAGUGGUAUCUUGGAGCUCGAUCGCUCGCCGGAAGAUCUGAAGCUACUGAAAACAAGAGCGGACAACGAAAUUCUUGCCUCUUUCCCUCGACUCAAAGAUCAGCCAAAAUCUCUCUCGAAGGAGCCAGCAUCUGCGCCUCCGCGUCUCUAUCGUUUCAUGGUGCCGCCUGCUAAACUCUUCCAGCACACAAUUGCAUUCGUAGGGUUCAUGUCGACUGCAACUACCGGCCCUUGUGCUUACGCGCAAGCUCUUUGGGUAGCUGCGUAUUUUCGUGAAAAUGUUGACAGGAUGCCUCGGAGCGAAGACGAAGCCAUUAGAGAUACCAUGCUGCAUACGCAAUGGGGCAAAUGGCGACAUCCAACCGGAUACGGAGCUUCGAUACCAGAUUUUGUGUUUGAUGGUGUCCCGUACAUGGACAUGUUGUAUCGCGAUCUAGGGCUGAACAGUCACCGCAAAAAGGGCUGGAUGAGCGAGCUGGUCAGUCCGUAUUUACCAGCUGACUAUGCUGGUUUACUGGAUGAGUGGGAGGCAAAGAAUCUAUAGACAAGACAAGCCUAGCAUACUCACGAUUUUAUUUUACAAUUGUUGAAGUGAAAAUUCGCAUCCAAGUUUCCCAAUCAUCGGUGAUGAGCUAACUUGUACGGCGGGGUUAUAGACGAAUCACCUAAAAGGUUACUGAUCAUAUAGAAAUCACAUUUGUAUAAAUAGAUUCAGUCUAUUUCU
Molecule: messenger RNA, 2190 nt
Organism: [Torrubiella] hemipterigena
Lineage: Eukaryota; Fungi; Ascomycota; Sordariomycetes; Hypocreales; Clavicipitaceae
Source: the annotation of a GenBank genome assembly